CCCACGGCAGGACAGAACAUUACCUAAACAAUGAUACAACCUCUGUGUAUCAUUGUUUUCCAUGUUCUGAUCUGAAGCAAGAACAACAUAAUCUUUAUUUCUUCCUAGUCUCAGUUUCUUCUCCAUUAUUAUUGUCUUGUUUUUCUUCAGUCCCUUUCUCUCUUUUCCUAGGAAAGGAUAGAUAUAUGAUGUUUGUCGUCUGAGGAGAUCAGAGGGAAAGGGUUUUCUUGUUUGCAGAAGAAGAAGGAAAGAAGACAGACAACAACGAAAGAGAGAGACAGAGGGGUUCAGAUAUGUUGCAGAGGGGUUCAACCAACUCCCAUUCAUGGUUGUAUGCGAGCCAUAUCAGGACCAAGCAAUCCAAAUGGCUCGACCAAAGCCUUCAAGAUAUGGAGGAAAAGGUGCAAAACAUGUUGAGGAUGAUUGAACACGAUGGGGACUCAUUUGCAAAAAGAGCAGAAAUGUAUUACAAGAAAAGGCCAGAGCUAAUAAACUCUGUGGAAGAAAGCUACAGAGCUUUCAGAGCCUUGGCUGAAAGGUUUGACAACCUAUCCAACCAACUCCACACUGCAAACCACACAAUUGCCACAGUUUGCCCUGAGCAGAUCCAGAAGAUGGCCAUGGAAGACGACUACGACUUCGAUUCCCCAAGAUUCCCCAAGAAUCUUCACCUCCCUCUCCCUGCAAAUGAACCCAUCAGCCCAAAGCCCCCAAAAGCUUCCAAAAGGGACCUCAAACCCAUCAUCACAAUACCCUCUAAGCCAUUCCAGUUCAAGAACAAGCUGCCAAAUGGUGAAGACAGUGUUGUUGUUGUUAGCACUCCCCCUUCUGCUAAAUCUGGGCUGACCAAACAGGAAGCCAUUGAAGAGAUUGAGAGGCUCCAGAAAGAGAUAUGUGGGCUGCAGACUGUGAAGGAGCUCGUGAGGAGCGAAACCGGGAUUUCGAAAUUCCAGGAGAUUGACAAGCAGAUCAUGGAAUUGCAGCAGAGUGUCUCCAGGCUGCAGGAUGAAUUCGGUGUGGGCAUCGACGAUAAGGCCGCCCGGGAUCUGGUCGCAGAAACAGCACUCAAAUCAUGCCAAGAAAUCCUGGCAAAGCUGCAGGAGGAGCAAGAAAAAUGUGCUAAACAGGCUAAAGAUGAAUCCCAGAAGAUUGCAGAUGAAUCUAUCAAAUCCGAGUAUCUUAAUGAGGGAGACGAGUCCCAGGGAGAACCCGGGGAUGCAAAGAAAGCUGAAACAGCACUCAAAUCAUGCCAAGAAAGCCUGGCAAAGCUGCAGGAGGAGCAAGAAAAAUGUGCUAAAGAGGCAAAAGAUGAAUCCCAGAAGAUUGCAGAUGCAGACCGGAAACUGAAAUCUAUCAAAUCCGAGUAUCUUAAUGAUGAAGAGUAUCAGGAAGACGAGUCCCAGGGAUCGAACCAAGAACCCAGGGAUACAAAAGAGGGAUUAUUGCAGCAGACAUUUAAGGAAGAACAGAUUGAUGAUGAUGGGAACUCAAAGGGAAACCUCACUGUUACUGAUCUGACAAUCAAGAUUGAUGAGCUUGUGGACAAAGUAGUCACCCUGGAAAUCACACUCACUUCCCAGACUGCUCUCAUUGACACAUUAAGAACCGAAUCCAACGAUCUCCAUGCCCAAAUCCAGAGCUUGGAGGACGACAAAUCAAGCCUGACUGAAGAUAAACACAAUCUGAGCAACACAGUGAGUAAACUCGAGGAAGAGUUGAAGAAACUGAAGAAUCUAAACCAAGAAGUUCAAAACGAAAACAGCAGCCUCCAAUUGCAGCUGGCUGAAGCCAUUUCCAGUGCUGAUAAUUUGUCUGAGAAUCUGAAAACUGCAAAACCAGACAACAAGAUUGAGUCCAUGGAACCCAAAGAAGAAGACAUGGAAAACAAAACAGGAGAACAAAAAGGGGAAGCCACAAAACCAGAAGCGAAACAUGUGACAUUUGCAGAACCAAGAAUACUAGAAUCCCCAACCAAACAACAAAACAAGGACGAGGAGGAGAAAACAGAACUGGAGAAGGACGAGAAGUUCAACUGGCAGAAGAUGCUGUUGAAUGGAGUAGAGGACAAAGAAAGAUUGCUACUGAAAGAGUACACCACGAUUCUCAGAAGCUACAAGGAUAUCAAGAAGCAAGUAGAGGAAAUGGAGAAGAAAGACAGGGACAACCAGUUCGAGGUUGCAUUGCAGAUAAGUGAUCUGAAAACCACCAUUGCAAAGAAAGAUGAAGAGAUUCAAACCCUCCACCAAAAAUUAAACCUUUUGCCAGGACUAACUGAGGAAGAGAAGUUAGCCAUGCUUAACAAUUCCUCUUCAUCCAACCAAAAACACGUCCCCGAUACGAUCUCGAUUGAUAAACCUGCAAGCAUUUCACCCGUGGAAGCGAAUCUCAGGCAGAAAAUCGACGCUGUCCUGGACGAAAACCUGGAUUUCUGGCUAAGAUUCAGCACUUCAUAUCACCAGGUACCGAAAUUCAAAACAGCAGUGAAAGAUUUGCAGGAUGAGGUAAUCCAGGCAACCCAGGCCAACGCAAAGAAAACUCACAAAAAGUUCAAAUCAGAAAUCAAGCCUGCAUACAAACAGCUGAUAGAAACACACAAUGAACUAUCAUCUUGGCUAGAACAAAGCCAAUUUCUCAAGGAUGAACUGCAGCGAAGGACCUGGUCUUUAUACAGAAUCCAGGAAGAUAUCACACAAGCUUUAAGGGAUGGCGUCGAAGAAGACGAGAUCAGAUUCAGCAGCCACCAGGCAGCCAAGUUCCAGGGGGAAAUCCUGAACAUGAAACAGGAACAUGUUAAGGUCAGGGAGGAGCUGCAAGCGGGCGUGGAUCACAUCGUUUCGCUGCAAGGUGAAGUGGAGAAGGUGGUCAAACAUCUUGAUCAGGAAUAUGGGUUCUUGAUGGUGGAUCACCCAAUAUUGCUGACCUCUAAGACCAAAACUCGAGUCCCAUUAAGAACAUUCAUCUUUGGAUCCAAUCGAAAGAAGCAGAGGCGUUCUGUUUUUUCCUGCAUUCCCAGCGGUAAAUAUGAGGUCUUGAGAGAUGGAUCACAUCCAUGAUCCAUAAAUCUUCUGUUCUUCUUCUUCUUCUUCGUCUUCUUCUUAUUCUUCUUCGAUUCCUGCUGACAUUUCAAUCUUUCAUAUUUUUUCUUCUUUUUUCUUGAUUUGCAUUGGAGCUGGAGACUGUAACUAUAAUCUCAGACUGCCAGUAGUGAAAACAGGCGAUUUUUUUUGUCAGAAUUGAAUUCAUGGAUUGGGACUGUUAUCGCAUGAUUCGCAUGAACAUUGCAGUUUGGUCGGAGAAAUCUAGUAAAUGUGUUAUAGAUUUCUAUGUAUUCUGUCAUCAUGAAAAGGCCCAUUUUAGGUCUCACUUUAAUCUCUAAAGGCCCACUUUGGUCUCUUUGGAUCAAUGCCUUGUUGGGCUACAUUGCACCACUUUGGGGAUCAAUACAUAAUAAUUAUAUUUACACAUGUAUACAAUUUGGUAAAAAUCUCUAC
Molecule: messenger RNA, 3491 nt
Organism: Ipomoea nil (Japanese morning glory)
Lineage: Eukaryota; Viridiplantae; Streptophyta; Magnoliopsida; Solanales; Convolvulaceae
Product: protein NETWORKED 2A-like
Exons: 2
Coding region: 294-3053 (919 amino acids)
Molecular function (GO): actin binding
Source: RefSeq, a predicted model, not a curated record